Molecule: messenger RNA, 2192 nt
Organism: Lecanosticta acicola
Lineage: Eukaryota; Fungi; Ascomycota; Dothideomycetes; Mycosphaerellales; Mycosphaerellaceae
Source: the annotation of a GenBank genome assembly
AUGCGGCCUGACCACGACACCGAAAACACACAAAGACCCCAUCCACGCCCUUCCACCAACGGCUCCUCCCAAAAUGGCUCUUCCCCGCACACAAAUGGCUCCGUCAAGAGCGAGACGAACGGCUAUCACGCGAACGGUCAUGCAGAGGAGACGGUAGCUGCUGCGCGAAAUAACGAGCCUUUCUUUGGACAUGAUCGGGAAGAGGUCACACGGAUACUGCUGCAAAGCUUAAGUGAUCUUGGUUAUCAGGGCGCAGCGCAGCAGCUUUCAAGAGAGAGUGGAUACGAGUUGGAAAUUCCAUCAGUAGCGGCUUUUCGGAAUGCCGUACUAGAUGGCGAGUGGGAUGAGGCAGAGUCUCUGUUGUUUGGACUAGGCGCAGAAGAGUUGGAAGGCGGCGGCGUGGCUCUGGGCAACGGACAUACAACCACUCCAUCGCGGCGGAAAGACGGUGCCGGGAGGCUGUCUGCCAGCAGUCAGAACGGCUACUCAAGAAAUGGGUUGCCAUUAGCGGAAGGCGCAAAUACCACAUGGCUGAAAUUCCUCUUGAGACAGCAGAAGUAUCUGGAGCUUCUUGAGCAACGCGACCUGAAUGCCGCAUUGAUUGUUCUGAGGACCGAAUUGACUCCACUGAAGACUGAUAUAGGCAGAUUGCACUUUCUGUCCAGGUAAGCACGGCUUGGUCUCUGUUCGUCGAGCGACUCUGACAGUUGAUGUAGUCUUGUCAUGUGCCCGUCUGCCUACGAUCUCCGCACACAAGCCGAGUGGGAUGGCGUCGCUGGCCAAAGUAGGAGUCUGCUCCUCUCAAAUAUCUCAAAAUCGAUAUCGCCGUCUGUGAUGAUACCCGAACACCGACUAGCGACUCUACUCUCGGCGGUUCAAGAAGAGCACAUCCUGGGCUGCCGAUACCACAAUACGACGGUCCAGCCCAGUCUGUAUACUGAUCAUGCCUGUUCGUCGGACGACUUCCCUUUGCACACGCAGUUCGAGCUCCGAAAUCACGGCGACGAAGUCUGGUUUGUGGAAUUCAGCCACGACGGUACUUUGCUGGCCACUGCUGGCAAGGACGGAUUGGUUUGCGUAUACGAGACCGCUGGUUGGACACUCAGAUACGAGUUUCGAGAACACGAGCGGAGUCCUCUGGCUAGCGGCUCUAGCAGCUCUGCCGGUGCUGCAGAAAACCGAGGCGUCACGUUUGUGGCUUUCUCGCCCAAUGACCAAUACUUGAUCUCGUGCAGCCAGAACAACGAGUUCGUUGUCGUAGAUGUGAGAAGCGGAAAUAGGGUGGCCACCGCAGACCAUUUCGACUAUCCGGUCACAACAGCAGCAUGGCUUCCUGAUUCGGAAACUUUUGUGAUAGGAUCGCAGGGCUCGCAACGACCACUGGGCUUGUAUUCGCUCCGGGCACCGCCGAAUUCGUCCGCUGCGGUCGUCAAGAACAACGAGAUCCACUCAUGGCGGGAACCACCGUGGAACCCAUCAGUCAAGGACCAGCCCAAUAGCUUCCGCAUUUCGGACUGUGCUGUGAACACGGAAGGCACCAGAAUGGUUGCAACAACCCUCGAUAACCGCAUCAUGCUGUACUCGCUGGAGCCGACGUCCCGAUACUACAAGAUCGAUGAGUGGUCCAUGGAGGACAAGCUCACAUCCAUCAACUUCUCGGCCGAUGGCGAGCUUAUGCUCGUCAACAUGAACGAAGGACGCGUGAUUGCUCUAGACUCGGAGACUGGCGAAGUUGUGUAUAGGUAUGAGGGCGCAUCUCAGAAGGAAUUCGUCGUCAGGAGUGCAUUCGGAGGUGCUGGACAGGGCUUCGUGAUCUCUGGAAGCGAGGGUAGGUCGCUGCCAUCACACUCGAUGGAUUCAUAUGCUGACCACAGACUUAGAUUCACGAGUGUACAUCUGGCGACGACAGACUGGGGUGCAAGUGGCAGCCCUGGAUGCUCACCACCCCGGCGCGGUCAAUGAUGUUGCGUGGCAUCCCACAAACCCGGCAAUUUUCGCGAGCGCUGGCGACGAUCGGAAAGUGAGAAUGUAGGUGCUCCAAAAGAAUGCUCGCGGGAACACAGCUGACUCGUUGCAGAUGGACUUCGGCUUCAUCAAGGCGGAGACAGGAUUCCUCAGAAGCAUUAUCAGGCGCAAUACAGCCUCCUAGUGGAGGCGAAGGGAGAUACUACCCAUUUGGCGGCGCACGGUAG